Centruroides sculpturatus (bark scorpion) is the source of this 1299-nucleotide messenger RNA. Its product is annotated as basigin-like. The record is from RefSeq and is a predicted model, not a curated record. Gene Ontology annotation, biological process: dendrite self-avoidance; homophilic cell-cell adhesion; axon guidance. Gene Ontology annotation, molecular function: cell-cell adhesion mediator activity. Gene Ontology annotation, cellular component: axon; plasma membrane. The transcript has 6 exons. Bases 184 to 765 code for a protein of 193 amino acids. NCBI's taxonomy places the organism in Eukaryota, Metazoa, Arthropoda, Arachnida, Scorpiones, Buthidae.
AUUUUUAAUCUUUUUUAAAAAUUUCUUUCAGCAACUUUAAUUUCUACUGAAGAACAAGGUAAAAGUACUCUACUAGAAAUUGGAAAAAAAUUUGUUCUAAACUGCAACAUUACAAAUCCAGCAUCAACGGAUAUUACCUGGUACAAAGAUGGAAUAUUACUAAAUGCUACUGUACAUAUAAAUAUGGAAAAUAAUUCAUUAAUUAUUAAGGCUGCAAGUCUUAAAGAUACUGGAAACUAUAUGUGUACUGAUCAAGUCAACAAUCUAACAUUUGAAGUAAAUUCAAAAAUUCAUAUAACACCAUUUGCAAAAUCUCUGAAUCUUGUGCAAGGAGAUACUUUAACUCUCCAUUGUGAAGCAGUUGCAGCACCUAUGCCUAAACUAACAUGGUACAAAGAUGAUGAACUUAUCAAUGGAACUGAAGACAGAGUUGAAUUUAGAACUGAUGAUGCAAAUGUGUCACAUGCUAAACUGAUUAUAAAAGAUCUUGAUUAUGAAGAUAGGGCUACCUACAUGUGUCUUGCAGAAAAUGGAAUUGCUGAAGCUGUCAAUGCAACUAUUUUAGUGAGAGUAAAAGACAAAUUAGCUGCUCUCUGGCCCUUCCUUGGAAUUUGUGCAGAAGUUGCUAUUCUUUGUGCAAUUAUUUUUAUCUAUGAAAAGAAGAGAGUCAAGCCAGAUUUUGAUGAAUCCGACACAGAUCAAAUUCCUGAAAGCAAAGGUGUUGCUGAUAAAGAUAAAGUGACAGAUGUAAGACAACGGAAAUAAUGCAAAAAUUUUUCAUUAAAAGUUUCACAAAAUUAUUAACAAAUUUGACCAAAGUUAGAAAAUUUUUAGAAUUAAAUAUAUACAUAUACACACAAAAACCAGCUGGAGUACAAAACCAGUUUUCAUGCUAAGUUUGGGCAUCAGCAAAAGUUCUUAAAACUAAACAAAAAUUACAAGAUAUAUAACAGUAUACACUGAGCAUAUGAUGAUCCACACUUGUGCCAAGCAGCUUAUGAUUCAAAAAAAGUAUAAUCUCCAAUAUUUAAAGUUUACAAGUUACUGAUGCUUUUUGAAAAUAUUGAUACAGUAUAUAUAAGGAGAUAUAUAAUUGUUUAAUAUCAAGAGACCAUAAUUCUUUUUUUCUUGUAUUUUAGUCUGUUUAUUACAUUACAUUUUUAAUACAAACUAUUCAAACAAAAAUUAGAAUAUAUCAUAACAUAGAUCCAAUAUAUAAAACAUUUUUUAGCGAUAAAAAUUCACCAAACACUUACGGUUGUUUACUGUUCGACAAAUUUAAUCACUUUUCUACUCUAU